Thamnophis elegans (Western terrestrial garter snake) is the source of this 675-nucleotide messenger RNA. Its product is annotated as phospholipase A2 inhibitor and Ly6/PLAUR domain-containing protein-like. Bases 1 to 675 code for a protein of 224 amino acids. The record is from RefSeq and is a predicted model, not a curated record. Lineage: Eukaryota; Metazoa; Chordata; Lepidosauria; Squamata; Natricidae. Gene Ontology annotation, cellular component: extracellular region. Gene Ontology annotation, molecular function: phospholipase inhibitor activity. The transcript is spliced from 5 exons.
AUGCAGGCUUGCCUCUGUUUUGGCCUCCUCUCAGCACUGAUAGCCAGUGGUAUUGCUCUGAAAUGUGAAGUUUGCAUCGGUCAAGGUCACAACUGUUCCGGUAACAUAGAAGUAUGUCCUCCAGAACAUUUUUGUGGUAUUACUGCAUUUGAAAGUGUAUUGGAAGAACUUCAGGCUCAGGGGAUUAUUAAAAGCUGUGUUCCAUCAAGUGUCUGUGAAGGUGGUUCUGCUCACAUUAAUCUGGGUAAAAAAGGAAGAUCAAGGACAAGUGUUUUUUGCUGUAAGCACGAUGUCUGCAAUACAGAUUUUCCAGUCAAAAUGCCAGAACUAGAUACCAAGGUCAAUGGUCUUCGGUGCCCAGCCUGCUAUGCUUCAUUUCCUGAAUCUUGUAAGGAUGACACUGUUGAUUGUGUUGGAUCGGAGUCUCAGUGCAUUGAUUUGGCUGGAUACAUAGAUUUUGAUGAAACAUCUACAAAAGUUGCCAUGAAGGGCUGCACUACCCAUGCUGUCUGUGAUGCUACCAUUGGAGGUGCGGCAACAUUUAGCCAGGCCACUUCAGCAAUCACCAGCCUUGAAUGCAUGCCAGCCAGUAGCACUGCCAGCAGGUCUCCUGGACCAACAGGACUCUUCUUUUUAGUCAUGAUGGGCUUCCUGAGGCUUCAGCUCGGAUCCUAA